UAGAAUGUGUGUACGUAAUGGCGCUGCAGUAGAGUGGGUUUCUAUUUCUCAUGUAAACAACACUAACAUCCACCCGCUUGUUCAUGAUACUGACAGGACACAGGAGAAGAACAGCCGAAUUUUAGGGCAUGUCUUUUUUCGCAUAAAGGGUCUUUUAUGUGAACAGAGCCAUGUCUAUGGAAGACCCGUUUUUUGUUGUGAAAGGGGAGGUUCAGAAGGCUGUGAACACUGCCCAGGGUCUGUAUCAGAGAUGGACCGAGCUGCUGCAGGACCCUGGCAGUGCCACUAAGGAGGAGAUCGACUGGACCACCAAUGAGCUGAGGAACAGCUUGAGGUCUAUCGAGUGGGAUCUAGAGGACUUAGAUGAGACCAUUAGUAUUGUGGAAGCAAAUCCACGGAAAUUCAAUCUUGAUUCCAUGGAGCUAAACAAGCGGAAAGCUUUCAUCACCAGCACAAGGCAGACUGUCAAGGAGAUGAAAGAUCAAAUGGCAAGUCCAAUGGCCAUGUCUGUGUCAGACAAGAAAAGCAGACAGACUCUGAUGGGAGAAGGUGGGUCUCGUGGACCGAUCUGGCAACCAGGAGGAGAUAAAUACACACGUCUAGAUCGAGAACUGCAGUCAGCCAACUCUCAGUUUAUUGAUGAGCAGCAAACUCAGCAACAGCUCAUAGCGGAUCAGCAGGAUGAGCAGUUGGAGCUGGUGUCAGGGACCAUUGGUGUAUUAAAGAACAUGUCUGAACGGAUUGGACAGGAGCUGGAUGAACAGGCAGUAAUGUUGGAUGAUUUUUCUCAUGAGAUGGACAACACUCAGUCCAGGUUGGAUAACGUGAUGAAGAAGCUGGCUAAAGUUUCACACAUGACUAGUGACCGGCGACAGUGGUGUGCUAUUGGCAUUUUGUUGGCCAUCCUGUUCGUUGUGAUCAUCCUCCUCAUUGUUCUGUGAAGAGCACUCUGUUCCUGACCACCACAGCUUUCCUCAUUCCAAACGAAGAAUUGACUAAAACAAAGGUGCUUUAAGGAAAGGAAAUGGCCUUCAUCUCCACUCAUUCAGUCCUACUCUUACCUGCUGAAUGUUGCGCUUUCUUCUGCCACUCCAAAUACUACCUUUCUGGUACUUCAGCCUGUUUAGCUGUAAAUAUAUUUUAUGUUUUUUUUUUUUGUUUUUUUUUUUAAGUGUUUUGGCAAAACCUAAGCUCAGUGGGCUUACAGUUGUACGUCACUUACAUUUUCUGUAAGUGUGUUAGAAGUCAAAUGAGAAAUUAGUGUUCAGAGUCGGGGUAAAACUCAUCAGUCUUGCUACUUUUACCUUUUUGUGUUAUUAAUGCUUCAGAGGGCUUUAUUGAAGUUAUAUUGGGCUUAUUUUCCCAGGAAAAUUCUAGCGCUAAAAUUUCAUCAUUUGCUUUCUGUCCUGCUUGAUAGCUGGUUUAUCAUGUAUACCUGCAGCAUAGGUGCUGAGAAUUUAUCCAUCACCAGGAUAUCAGCACUGACCCUUUUCUCAUGAUGGACAGAGAAAAGGCGGCUGACAAAGUGUACAUGUCAACAGACGGAUUACAGCAUACAGAGUGACCUGUAUGCUGGAUCUAUCUGAUAAAAUGGCCAGUAAGUGUAGGUAGAUGUACCUAAUGAUGACCUAACAGCUCAGAUGCGACUAUGUCUCUAUUGAUAACUAAUGAAGUUAAAGAUGUACUGAACACUGGGGUAUCUCGUUUCGGAGCCAGAUUUAUUUUCGAAGCAGGUAUUAUAUUAACAGCACUAACAAUAAGUUAACCACUUUCUACAUCACUUUCUAAAUGCUUUCUACUUUAUUUUUGUCCUGUCUCAGUUUGUAGAGAAUUUAUUUCAGGCUGAAUGAGAUUGACUGAAUGAGCUUGACUGUAACCUAUUUACUCUCAGCAUGUUUGCUUGUGAGGUCAGUUGUAACUAAUAUAGAACUUGACAAUUAGCAGAAAAUUAAUGGUCCUGCUGUAUAAAGAUCAAUUUGCUUCAAGUGAUGCUGCAGAGCGAUAACUACAUCUGCUUGAUUUAAAAACACUCCUGCCGGGCAUUUUCCCCUGAACCGUUUUCAUAUUGCAUGGAGGUGCUUCGGCUCAAAGGCACUUAUUCCUAGCAGGAGGAAUGCUGAAAUUCAUGAAAAUAAACAACAAAAACACUGAGGCAGUUUAAGACAGUUCAUGAACUAUCUUUACACAUGAAUAACAACUUUAUAGGUUUAAACACUACUUUAUUUUCAUCCCUUUACCUCAUUUUAGUAAUUGCAGCACUGCUGCUCUGACAAAGUCAAAUGUGAAGAAAUUGUUUGCAGUUAAAUCUAAAAUCAGCCUUAUUCAGCUCAAUUUAUUCUGCAUGGAAAUUCAUUUUUAUCCGUCAUACUGUUCAGCUAAAUAAAACAAUAGUUGUGCACAUUUCAGUUCUGUCUUUCAGACUUUAUACAGUAUACUCUAAAAGCUUAUAGAUGACACAAACAUCUCAAAACUAUAUAGGCAUUGCUGUUUAAGGAGAAUUAAUAACUAUUCCUAAUGCAAAAAAGACUAAAAUACAUUGACAUUGUGCCUUUUUCCACUGCAGCUACCAAAAAUAUUUACACCAGAAAACAUUAAUAAAAUUAAUCAGUAGCCACUUUAAACAAUGCGAGUCUUCUAACCUGGCCAGUUUAAGUUAAUUGGAUCUUUCGCCAUGUUAAAAACAGCAACAGCAAACUGUGGGCAGCAAAAACACCGUGGAAUGUCUUUCUCUUUUCCAGCUUCACUGUGAAAAUUCCAGUUAUUUUUUUUAAUUUGGUGAAAAUGAACCAGCACCCUGCUGAACAUAAUUUCUCUUUUAGCUCCAGGUCAAUCAUAAAGCAUUGUGUGGAAUAGAAUUCAGCUUGCCCACAGACAUGUUUAAGCUAGGUUUAUAAAUAGUUGUCAAUAACAUGAUCAUGGAUCAAACCAUUGGUACACAAGGUGGUGAAUUUUACCAUCGCCAGACAAUCAGAGACACAUUCUGAAAUCAAGAGAAAACAUUUCGUCCAUAACCGAGAUGCAGGAUUUGGUAAUACUGUAAAGUUUAAUUCAAACAAGAUUUAUCUAUUGAGCUAGUAAUUGUAACAAAAUCUAAAUAGACUUAAAGUCGGAUCUCAAUCUGUCAAGUCCAUUUGCAUUCAGAUUCUCUCAAUGACUAAAAAAAUUAUAAAGUUUAAUGUUACAUUAAAGGUAAAGACAUUUAUGUAUUAGGUCAAUAAUCUUAAUCUUUUUACACUAGAUGGCUAUAUGCAUGAUGUAGGUGUACACUAUAGAAAGGCUAAUAAAGGCCCGUUUUUUAACAGUAGUGCUCAUUUGCAUUGACAGUAGACUCUAUUAGAGCUUACAUUGUACUGGCUCCUGCUUAGGCUUAUUUCCCUAAAUAUGCAGUGGAAAAACACCCAUUGUUGUGUAUUUUACAAAUUCAUUUCUCCAGUCCUUGCUCAAAACGUGAGGGCUCGUUUUGUAUCCUGUUACUGUGUUAAUACGGUCACAUCAUCCAGGAAAAGCUUCUUAAACUCCUUAAAGAAGACAUACAUGUCUUUCUAUAGCCUGAAUAGAUUAUAGUGACAUUUUUUGGCAUGUUUUAUUUGCUAGAUUUCAACUUGCACAGUACCAUAUCAAAGUAUUGACCAAACGCCGCUGUGAAGUUCAGAACACUACAUAGCUAGUGCCUUAGUAUCACACACAGAAGGGAGGGAAAAAAUGUGUUUUUAUUUUCUGCCAUAAGAAUUAUCUACCAUUUUAGAAAGAAAUCUUUGUGGGAUUCCUCUCUAUACUCUCAUUUGCUGAAUCUGAAUCAGAGAAAUUGGUUCAUGUGUCAUUAGGUUAGGUUUAGUUCUACACUGUACGUAAUUAAAUGAAUCAAAAACAACUUUAGCUGAGGAGGUUGUGUACAUCUGAGAGUUAAUUAUUUAUCAGAAAUCCAGAAUAAAUGUUACCGAACCUUUGCAAAUUGUGCAUAGAAAUCACAAAGAUCACCCGAGCAGGGAGAACACCACGCUAGUGUUAACUAAGGCAUUAGAUAACUAUUCCUCUAACUUGUCUUUUUGCUUGCUGAUUCAGUCAGUUCGAUUCAGAGUCUAAUUGCUUUCUCAGAACCAUGCUAGAUCUCAUUUGGACCUCCAUCAAGACCGGUUGUUUUGAUUUGUUUGAUUCCUGUGUUGUCAUCUGCCUGAAGAACACAGCAGGGUUCCAUUCAGAUAGACUAUAUAGACACUGCAUAUGUGACCUUAAAGAAAAAAGGUUGAAUCUAGAAUCCUUUAAGUAGAUUGGCUAACUCUUAAAGGUUCUAUUAAAAACCUUCAUCAGAGUGUUUUCCUGUCAGUUUCACAUAGAAAACAUUUACGGCUCUGAAUAACUGUACAAAAACUUCUGUUUAAGAGUGAAGGAGGGAACUUCCUCCUUUCCUAUCUGCUGCUGCAUACGUGCAUGUUAGAUUCAGUAUUGUCACAAAAUAUCUCCGCAAUCAAUUUUCAUAUUUUAUCCUUUGUGUAAACAGCGAUAUAAAAUACUUUUAUCAUGUUCUUAUUCAUGUUGACGUUCCGUUUAUUAUUUGUUUUCAGUUACUCCGAUUUUAAGUAUAUAUCAUGAUGGAAUUUUGGGUAAACUUAGAGAAAGUCUUAUUUCUGUACCCCCAAACUAUACAGAAAUGUUCACUGAGCUGGUGAGCAUGAAGAGUGAUCAUCACGCUGUUGUAUAAAGUACCACUAAAGACAGAAACCCACUGUAAAGUAAAAAAGAAAUUGCACAAUCACGUGACUGUGGGCUGGUGACGGGGUGGAGAGAAUAUGGUAGCGAAUGGGCUUUUAUUAAUCCGUAUAGUUUGUUAAAUUUGAUUGUUAGUUUGAUGUUUGUUUACUGUGUGAGAAUGAAAUGAUAUCCUGUUGUUUCCCUUUGACCAUCAACUUCCCUUUAUGAAAUUUUCCCCCAUCAUCCCUGUGUGCAAUUGAGUUCCCUAUGAAUCUUAUUAAAUGCAGAUUGCUGCUCAAUGUC
Messenger RNA from Hemibagrus wyckioides, 4992 nucleotides. RefSeq names its product syntaxin 6 (gene stx6). The record is from RefSeq and is a predicted model, not a curated record. NCBI's taxonomy places the organism in Eukaryota, Metazoa, Chordata, Actinopteri, Siluriformes, Bagridae. Gene Ontology annotation, molecular function: SNARE binding; SNAP receptor activity. Gene Ontology annotation, biological process: Golgi vesicle transport; intracellular protein transport; vesicle fusion. The coding region runs from base 171 to 941 and encodes 256 amino acids. Gene Ontology annotation, cellular component: endomembrane system; SNARE complex; synaptic vesicle membrane. The transcript is spliced from 8 exons.